Messenger RNA from Neofelis nebulosa (Clouded leopard), 2043 nucleotides. It is a transcript of the gene ITM2C, whose product is annotated as integral membrane protein 2C. The record is from RefSeq and is a predicted model, not a curated record. NCBI's taxonomy places the organism in Eukaryota, Metazoa, Chordata, Mammalia, Carnivora, Felidae. Gene Ontology annotation, molecular function: amyloid-beta binding. Bases 94 to 903 code for a protein of 269 amino acids. Gene Ontology annotation, biological process: negative regulation of amyloid precursor protein biosynthetic process. Gene Ontology annotation, cellular component: Golgi apparatus; extracellular exosome; plasma membrane. The transcript is spliced from 6 exons.
ACUUCCGGUGCCUGCGGAGCGCGGAGAGGCGGCUGCACCGAUAGAGGCUGCACGGGCAGAGGCUGCAGGGCGGACGCGCGGCCGGGCGCAGCCAUGGUGAAGAUCAGCUUCCAGCCCGCCGUGGCCGGCAUCAAGGGCGACAAGGCCGACAAGGCUUCGGCCUCGGCGUCGGCCGCGGCUCGGGCCCCGGCCGCUGAAAUCCUGCUGACGCCGGCUCGGGAGGAGCGCCCCCCCCACCACCGCUACAAGAAGGGGGGCUCUGUGGGCGGCGUGUGCUACCUGUCGAUGGGCAUGGUCGUCUUGCUCAUGGGCCUCGUGUUCGCCUCCGUCUACAUCUACAGAUACUUCUUCCUCGCACAGCUGGCCCGGGACAACUUCUUCCACUGUGGCGUUCUCUACGAGGACUCCCUGUCCUCCCAGGUCCGCACUCGGAUGGAGCUGGAGGAGGACGUGAAGAUCUACCUCGAAGAGAACUAUGAACGCAUCAAUGUGCCCGUGCCCCAGUUCGGCGGCGGGGACCCUGCAGACAUCAUUCAUGACUUUCAGCGGGGGCUCACCGCCUACCAUGACAUCUCCCUGGACAAGUGCUAUGUUAUCGAGCUCAACACCACCAUCGUGCUGCCCCCUCGCAACUUCUGGGAGCUCCUCAUGAAUGUGAAGAGAGGGACCUACCUCCCGCAGACGUACAUCAUCCAGGAGGAGAUGGUGGUCACGGAGCACGUCAGCGACAAGGAGGCCCUGGGCUCCUUCAUCUACCACCUGUGCAGUGGGAAGGACACCUACCGGCUGCGGCGCCGGGCUACCCGGAGGCGGAUCAACAAGCGAGGGGCCAAGAACUGCAAUGCCAUCCGCCACUUCGAGAACACCUUCGUGGUGGAGACCCUCAUCUGCGGGGCGGUGUGAGGGCCUCCCCUCCCAGGCCCCGCCCUUGCCCUCUUCCUUCUUUCCCUUCUGGCCACUCCGGCCCUCCUCCUUCCCCUCGCUCAGCUUGUACUUUGGACCUUCCCAUAGAUGUGACGUGUCUCCUGGUUCCUUUCCAGCCCUGCCCGCCUCCCUGUACCAGAGCCGUGACCUCUUGAGGCCCCCACCUCUUCCGAGCUCCCAGGUCCGGGGGACAGGAGGGCGCCACAGGGUGGUUUCUGGACCACCAUCCUGAAGUCAGGUCCGCUGGGGCCAGCCCACAGCUGCACUGGCAGCCCAGGGGGAGGGCCAGACGGAGGAACCGGGCAUGUGGGGGGUCCUGGGCAAGGGGACAGGGUGGGGUGUGGUAUGGGGUUCAGAGAUACCUGCACAGUUGGGAAAGUCCCAAAAGGCUUGUUCCUUGGACAGCACAUUUCCUCCUGCGUCCAGAUACCCAGACCUGGGCUCAGGGUAGGGUCAUGUGCCCAGGGAUGGACCCACCCCCCCCCCCCCCCCCCCCCGCCCAGAGCACAAGGGAAGACGGUGUCUUGGGGCUCUCCCCCCAGGACUCCUGUCAGUGCCUUCAGCCCACCAAUGGGAGCCUGGAGCGAGGGGUGGGGAUGAGUCCGUCAAGCACAAUCGUUCUCCGAGUGGAACCAAAGAAGGGAGGAGCCAGGGCCCCCCGCCCUGGCCCCCCAGGAGCACAAGUGGGGUCCUGCAGCCAUGGCCACAGGAAGGGGACAGAGCGAGGUGGGCGGCCUUGCGGGGCUGAGCGCUGAGCAGAGACGAGGGGGUGGGCUCGUUGCUUUCUCCAAGCUUGGAGCUGUUUGAGAAGAUAAUGUGGGGGGAAGGGAGAGCCACCUGGUACUUGUGCACCCUGCCUCCCCCUCGUUCUGAAAUUCCGUCCCCCGGCUUUGGAGGAAUGCAGCCUUUUUUCCCUUUUCCUUCUCACUUUUGCAUGUUUUUACUGAUCAUUCAAUAUGCUAACCGUUCUCAGCCCUGAGCCUUGAAAAGGAGGCUUCGACGCCUCCAGCCAGACUUAGGUGCUCUCUGGAGAUGAAAGUCUUAAAUGCUUUGUAUAUUUUCUCAAUUAGAUCCCUUUUCAGAAGUGUCUGUAGAACAAUAAAAAUGUUUGACUUCUGA